Molecule: messenger RNA, 1084 nt
Organism: Salvia hispanica
Lineage: Eukaryota; Viridiplantae; Streptophyta; Magnoliopsida; Lamiales; Lamiaceae
Product: D111/G-patch domain-containing protein
Cellular component (GO): kinetochore
Molecular function (GO): nucleic acid binding
Source: RefSeq, a predicted model, not a curated record
CGGCCUAAAAUUUUCAUUAAUCUUAUAGGUAUUCGAUAUUGUGCUCAAAAUUCAAAUUUUGCUGCGGGAAUUGAUGGCUGAAGAAGAUGAUGAUUAUAUGGGAGACCUCUCCCAAUUCGUGCCACCAGAGGUUUCUCAAUCUUCCUCAAAAAAGGUUCCUAGCAGUAAUAAUGCUGUAGUGUCAAAAUCUUCUUCAAGCAAGAAAUCGAAAUAUCACAACUGGCAGGAGCAGAGGAAGCUCGACCGGAAAAGGAAGCAAGUCGAAGAGGAUAAACUGACAUUAGAAAAUGCAGGUUCUGCAAUACCACAGUCUAAUAUCGGUUUCAAGCUGUUGAAACAAAUGGGCUACAGGCCUGGCUCUGCAGUGGGCAAGGAAGGUUCUGGGAGGGCCGAGCCGGUUUCUCUGGAGAUCAGAAGGGGCCGGGCUGGAAUUGGCACAGAAGAUCCGGAGGUAGCGAAGAUGAGGAGAGAGAGGGCAAAAUAUGAGAUGGAUAAGAGGAAAGAGAGUGAGUUGAUGGAGGUUUUCGGGAGUCACCAGAAGGAGCGGUGGAAGGGAAGGACAGUCGUGAUGAACUUCCGAAAGGCUGAUGCUGCUCUGGCGCAGCUCGAGAAUAGGGAGGUUGAGGUGGAGAAGAAGGAAGAAGAAGAUGCAGAAAAGGAAGGCGAAGAAGAGGAGGAAGAAGAAAUUACAGAAGAGGAUUUGCUAAACAUUUUGUUGAAGCUACGAAACGAGUUCAGAUACUGUCUCUUCUGUGGAUGCCAGUACGAGUCCAUGGAGGCCCUCGAAUCAAACUGCCCCGGGAUUAAUGAAGACGACCACUAGAUUUUAAUGAAGACGAUCCAACAGUUCAGAGUUGGUAUAUACACCGAAUUCUUAUAAUCUUACAGCCCUUGUAAUGCUGGACAGGUCACAGGAUGAUGAAUCUUAGAUAUGUAUUACUACUCUAGAAGAUCCAUCGAAUUCUAUUGUCAUGUGAGAUCAGUUCUGAAAUUACUAGAUAUAUUGAUCUCUAUUGUAUCAAAAAGUUUGCUGUUUGUAUUACCAUUUUUUGUUGCAAAAAUGCUUCAUUGUCAGUUAUCACUA